Aspergillus puulaauensis is the source of this 2091-nucleotide messenger RNA. RefSeq names its product RNA exonuclease. The transcript has 2 exons. Gene Ontology annotation, cellular component: nucleus. Gene Ontology annotation, molecular function: exonuclease activity; nucleic acid binding. Lineage: Eukaryota; Fungi; Ascomycota; Eurotiomycetes; Eurotiales; Aspergillaceae. The coding region runs from base 1 to 2091 and encodes 696 amino acids. The record is from RefSeq and is a predicted model, not a curated record.
AUGCAGACCCUGGGCCAGACUCUGUCACUGCUACAGAAGUCGAACGAACCUGUGCCCGACGACAGCACCGCUUCUGCUACCGAAUUGCCAAUUGCUGUCUCUGAGGAAUCGACAAACGAUGCCGAGGCUAUAUCAGACAACCAACGACCUGCGAAGAAGAAACGAUUGAACGGCGAGAAGGUUAAAUAUCCCACCCUCACUUAUGUUGAAGGCCGACAGCUGCAAUCCUCAAUCCGUAUCGCCGACCUCCAGAAUUUGCUGCUGUUCUGCUUCGCAGAUGGCAUUGCACCACAAUGGAUAGCUGUUAAGAAUAGCACUCGUAUCCGGAAGGCAGUAUUCUUGAUGGUUCCUGGAUUAGAGCUAGGAAUGCUUGACGGAACAGUUCCUUUGGAUGCACCGCAAGUGAAAGAAGACACUGGAGAUAAGCCGGCUGGUGAUGGCGUUGAUACAAGGGCGGCUGAGUUCGCAAGAUGGAAAGAAGGUCUGCCACCUGAGGACCGGUCUCACUUGUUCAGCCCCCGUCCUCUAUCCACCAGCACCGUCCCUGAACCUUUACAGCCUUUAGCAAACAUCUUUCCCCACGCCUGGCCAAUCCGGGCACCUGGGGAUUCAAAGUAUAACAAAGUUCACUCACCUUUGCAAGCUGUUCUUAUGGCCCCUCUACCUAAAAACAAAGAUAAAAAUGGGAAAGGCCCGAAGCCGCCUCGAGUCGACAAAAAUCACACACCAAAGCGAACUCCUAUCACAACGUUCAUAAGCCCAGUUGGGGAACUACGAGAGAAUGAGUAUCCUCUACACCCUGCGCUUUCAGUAUCAGAAGAGGAGAAGUUGAUUUUGGACGAGACUCGGAAACGAGCCGGCCAGUCUACGGAGGAUGGGUGGGUAGACACUCAUGUAGAAAGCAUCGAAGCUGGUAUCGUCCCUGAAGCUGAGAUUCAGCAAGGGAGUAUGACGGCAGGACGUGACAUAAUCGCCUUGGAUUGUGAGAUGUGCAUCACUGAAGGCGGUAAUUCAGAGCUCACCCGCAUCAGCUUGGUCCGCUGGGAUGGCGAGGUUGUACUGGACGAGCUUGUAAAGCCAAAGUUGCCUGUGAUUGACUAUUUAACCCGAUUCUCAGGAAUCACCGAGGAGAUGUUAGACCCUGUCACUACUACACACGCGGAUAUCCAGCAAAAGCUACUUUCCAUCAUCACUCCUCGCACGAUCCUUGUCGGCCACUCGCUUAACUCAGACCUAAACGCCCUGAAACUGACCCACCCCUUCAUUGUCGACACUACAUUUUUAUACCCUCACCCUCGCGGGCCCCCACUCAGAGCAAGCCUGAAAUGGCUUACCCAGAAAUACCUCGGCAAGGAAAUCCAGAAGGGCACGACAGGCCACGAUUCCAUCGAAGAUGCACGUGCCGUCCUCGAGCUCGUCAAACAAAAAUGCGAAAAGGGUGAACAGUGGGGCACAAGCGACGCCUCCAACGAGAGUAUCUUCAAACGCUUAGGUCGGCAUACCCCUCCUGGGAAGGCAGAUGCAACCACCACGGGUCGCACAGGCGCGGUCGUUGAUUGGGGCAGCCCCGAACGUGGCCUGGGUUCGCAGGCCACCGCCUCGAUUGGAUGUGGCGAUGAUGAUGCCGUGGUAAAAGGUAUCUCCGCUGCCGUAAAUGGAGAUGAGGGUAAUUCAUCUAUCCCUGGAGAUGGGGUUGAUUUCACCUGGGCUCGAAUGCGUGAACUUGAAAUCUACCGGGGAUGGUGCAACCGGAUCCCGGACCCAAAGAAUGCCAACGAAUCGACAACCAUCACCGAAGAAACGGACUCCCCGUCCAAGACGCUAUCAAGCUUCGUCUCGCGGACCGUCUCCCGGAUUAAUGAGGUCUAUGAAUCUCUUCCCGCCCUCACGCUUUUUGUUGUGUACUCCGGAACUGGUGAUCCUCGGGAGGUGGGCCGUUUACAGGCCAUGCAAAGGCUUUUCCGUGACGAGUACCAGUCGAAAAAGCCGUGGGAUGAGUUGACCGUCAAAUGGACGGAUACCGAAGAACAGGCUUUGAAGAAAGCUUGUGAACGUGCUAGGGAGGGUUGUGGAUUUAUGUGUGUGAAGUAG